AUGUCGAAGCACGUAGUGGGCUCAGGUCUGUGGAGACUUCUCGCAGGUUAUGAGACGACAUCCAAUCUUACGGUAAUCCUACUGUCUGUGCACGCUAUCACUGUGAUGAUCAGCUCCGAGAAACUGCUUGCAUUUGGCGCUGAUCCGACAUAUGACCAAUUAGAGGCUGACCUCUCAUACUUGCAUGCGGUUGUCCAUGAAAUUCUACAAUUCCAUCCUCUAGUGUUGGAAUUCACUCGUCUCACGGCAUCGGUGAAGCAUCUGCUGACAUUAAUCGUUGACGACCCGAGGACGUGUCUUGGAAAAGAUUUUGCGAUCGUGGAAUUCAAGAUGGUUCUAUCGGUUCUGGUGAAGAACUUCGUAUUUGAGAUGCGGGAUGGACUGGAUAUUCCAGUCGAAAUUGCAAGGGGAUAUUUACCCCGUCCACAAGUUGUUGGAGAAGAUAGUAUUGGGGUACCUCUGAGAGUUUGUUGGCACGAAUGAUUGGUGUUGCACUAGCGGGUUUACUCUGUUUACUACACUAAAUCGAAUGAAGAUAGACAGCUGAAUUUGCGAGAAGUAGUACAAAGGGGAUUACAUCGAGUGGCACUUCCUACAGGGAUGCAAGAUUAAGCUCACUAGUUAUUUUUCCACGUAGCGUGAUGGAAAAGAUUCUACUGGAAAAAUGGGUUUACUGUUCCGACUUGAUAGUUGAGGGCCUUUGGUCUGUAGAGCCAGUCGUUUGUUUAACAUGUAAGAGGUAGAGCUCCAA
Messenger RNA from Suillus fuscotomentosus, 751 nucleotides. RefSeq lists its product as uncharacterized. The transcript has 5 exons. Gene Ontology annotation, molecular function: heme binding; oxidoreductase activity, acting on paired donors, with incorporation or reduction of molecular oxygen; iron ion binding. NCBI's taxonomy places the organism in Eukaryota, Fungi, Basidiomycota, Agaricomycetes, Boletales, Suillaceae. The record is from RefSeq and is a predicted model, not a curated record. The coding region runs from base 1 to 483 and encodes 160 amino acids.